ACUCGCGCGGUGGUUGCUGGGACGUCGGCGGACUGUGCCUGCGCCAAGCGAAGGUGCGUGUCCCCAGUGUCCGCUCUGGUGGCUCGGUCGGGAAUACACGUUGAGCGGCGUGUCGUAUGACAAAGUGACCGAGGACGCUGCGCCGCGCGAGGAGUCAUGGUUGCACUUUGUGGCUUUUAUUAGUUAGCAUCACUGCACGGGCUCCGAGUUUGACUCGUCGAGCUAGCUGACGGUAGCCCGCUUCAUUGAUUCGCAGCACGCUAGGUGCCGAGCAUACCGGCUAUUAGCGAGCCUGCUAAGUAAGCUAUUUUCCAAGCGCCGAGUAGGGGGACCGACUACCCGGCGGACCGGUGAACACGGCCGGCAGAGGAGGCGGGCGCCAGGCAGGCCGGCCGGCGGGGUCGGGAGAACGCGACGGGGUGGAAGUGUGUCAGGAGCGGCUGAUGAGUUCAGACCAGAGCGGAGAGCCGCCGCUGCUGCAGGAGGAGGCUGACCCCGGACCGAAGACCGGUGGGGAGGACGAGCCUCCGCCGACGAACGACGACGGAGGCUCCGGCGGCAUGGUCACCUCAAAGGGCACAAGUUUGAAUCCGAAUGCUAAGGUGUGGCAGGAGAUGCCUGUGACCUCAAGUGAGGCGGUGGCAAACAGUCCCCAUUGGCCCCCUUCGGACCUCAGCGAUGGUUAUGAAGAGCCAUCAAGUGCUGGUUACAAACCGUACAAUAUGGGAUUCCCAGGCUCAGAUGAAAGCAGCAGCCCAGCAAAAGCGGAGAUAGCGGUCAAUGGAAUGGACCCUCCAGAAUUGGCCUUUUCCGCUGAUAAGCUCUCCACCGCAGGAACCUCAGAUGCCAAAUCAGAAGAUCAACCACUUACAUCCGAGAAUCUACGUGAGUCUCUGAAAAAAGAGCUAGAGUUUUAUUUUUCAAGAGAGAACCUCUCAAAGGAUCUAUACUUAAUGUCCCAGAUGGACAGUGACCAGUUUGUACCCAUUUGGACCAUUGCCAGCAUGGAUGGCAUCAAGGUUCUCACAAGUGACAUGGACCUCAUUUUGGAUGUGUUGAGAUCAUCGCCAAUGGUCCAAGUCGACGAGAAGGGGGAGAAAGUGCGACCCAACCACAAACGGUGUAUUAUAAUUCUGCGGGAGGUCCCUGAGACCACACCUGUGGAGGAAGUGGAGUCACUGUUCAUCAACGCCAACUGUCCGAAGGUGAUUAGCGUUGAAUUUGCACACAACAACAACUGGUACAUCACAUUCCAGUCUGACACCGAUGCACAACAGGCUUAUGAGUACUUGCGAGAGGAAGUUAAAACAUUUCAGGGAAAACCCAUAAUGGCCAGGAUAAAAGCCAUCAACACAUUCUUUGCAAAGAAUGGCUACCGUAGCAUGGAGAGCAGCCUUUACUCCCAGCAGACUCAGAGCCAUUCCCAGUACAGCUCCCCUCUCUACAUGCAGCACGUCUACCCCCAGCAACAGUACCCAGUCUAUGGUAUUGUGCCCCCUACCUGGGCCCCUUCACCCACGCCGUACUUUGAAACUCCUUUGGCACCAUUUCCUAACAGUAGUUUUGUUAAUGGCUAUGGAUCUGGACACUACAAAACUGGAUCUGGUUCUCUUACGCUUACUCGGCCUUUCAACAGAAAUCGUGUCCCCCUCUAUUCAAGAAAGAAUGUUAUAAAUGCCUUCAGAAACCACGUGAAGCCCCCGGUGAGGACGGACGAGGUGGCCCCAACGUCAAUCACCCCGGUCCCUCUGGAGAGUCUGACAGGACUGCGCAGUCCACAGUCUCUUGUCCCCUCCAACCCCGCACAGGCCGCCUCCGACCUAAGCGCCAUGUUUUCACAUCUGUCUUCCUCCUCCUCCUCCUUGGAUCCCAAUGAUGACAGUAGCAUGGCUGGACGUGGACGACGUACUACGUUUUACAGAGGAACACGUAGAAGACGAGAAGAUGAAAGAAUUACGAAGCCUGUACCACUUGCCGAGGUUAAGGUGUCGCCUCCCAAGUUCGACUUGGCUGCAACCAAUUUUCCACCUCUUCCCGGCUGCGUGAUCAGUACUCAAGGAGAGCCCGUACUAGAGAACCGAAUGUCGGAUGUUGUUCGUGGUUUGUACAAGGACAAGAUAGAAGCAGUAAGUAAAGAAAGCAAUGUAAGUCCAGCUGUGGUCACAGAGGAUGGUUUGGCAUGCUCAAGUCCAAAUCAGGCUGCUGCUAAGUCUGUAACACAACCACUUGCGCCAUUGGCCCCAAGGAGUCGGGAGAAGAGGGCUGAGCAGCUGGAGCCGGUUGUCCCUAAAGUGAACACCAGCGUGCCUCCUGAAAGCCCUGUAAGCCCCGCCUCGUCCACACAAGCCUUGCCUAGCUGGAGGCCUCCAGCGCUGCCUGCCGCCUCCAGUCCUUUGAUCCCCAGCACGCCCCCGCCUCUUCCUGCUGCUGUUCCUGCGCCUGCACAGGAGCCCCGUAAACUCAGCUAUGCGGAGGUGUGCCAACGGCCCCCCAAGGAUCCCCCGCCCACGGCCCCGGUUCCCUGCAGCACGUCAGCCGGCCAGCCUUUGCGUGAGUUGCGCGUGAACAAGUCUGAGGAGCCCGGCUCCGGCGGCGCACCUGGAGACAAGCCGGAGCGAGGCCAUGACAGGGAGGCGGCGCGAGAGUGCAAAGAUGGCCGCUUCGCUCGCGACCCCAAGGGCCACUUUCGCAGCAACGGGCCCCGAGGUACCGGGGGCCUCAAGUUCCGAGAGCAGAGGCGGCCGCCUCUCGCCCGACGCCACUCUCCACAGGGAGCUUACAGGCACGCUGGCAAAGAGCAGAAUAUCCCACCGGUAUCGCCAAAGUAAAGGAAAAGAAAACUAUGAAUAGAAAAAGAUGUAUGAAAACCUACCUGGAUGUAUGUCUAAUUAUAUAAAAAUGAUAACAUAAAAGCAACAACAUCAUGGUAGCUACCUUCCCCCUGGAACUUGUCCACACGGCGGCACGUCAAGGACUUUUGGGCUAAAUGACACCCGAGGAACUGAAACGAGUGAUUCGUUAAGGCUUUUUGAUUGAAAGAAUUGACUUUCCGUGGAGGUUGUCUCAUUUGUGCUCGCCUUGGGAGAGGUAGGGUUCUGGUGCCCAGUACGUGGCCCUCUACCACCUUUUGAUUUCAAGAACAAUAUGCACUAAAGAAGAGAUCAUGCAUAUGUCAUGUACAUAAACAAAGAUAUCACUAACACAAUGAGCUGUGCUUUGGUUUGCAAGUAUGACUGCGAAAGGGUUGACUGUUUUUCCAUUGAUUGUUCUCGCAAAAAAGAUGUGUUUAAUGAGACACAGAGAGUCCUUAUACUGGAAGCUGUAGUCAAUGACAAUGUCUGAUCCAAAUUCACUUUUGGCUUAAGUUGCGCCGGUCAAAUAUCAGAAGUAAUGAUUUGGAAUUUUGCUAAUCAGUCCAAAUCUCUGUUUACACGUUUGUUUAGGGUAGCGGCGAACUGGCGACGAAACUGUUCGUGGUAAGGGGAUGUGUGAACUGCGCUAAAGCGAUGUGAACAGCGGCAAAGUUAGCUGAGGGCUCAGCUAUGUUUGGAUGUAAAAUAGUCAUUGUGGGCUGCCCGAGAACGCGACACUAGCAUACAGUCCACCAAACACCGUCGUUCGGUGGACGUUUCGGCCGAGCAAAAGUUGAUUUUGAAGAAACGAUAGAGGUAUAGUUGGCUGCGCUGUUAGUUCUUAUAACCCUUCACUAGAUGUGUGGGAGAUUUCAUUAGCUAGUACUGAAGCUUCUGACAGCAGGGAUCCACCUGAUUGUGCUUUUUAGGGUGAGUUUGCUUUUUUCUUUUUUUUCCAUUUUGAAAAAAAGGUUAACUUUAGAAUGUUGAGGUUUGAGCUCUCACUGUAUGUAUUGCUUUUUAAAUAUUUAUUAUAAUUUUUUUUGCGCAAGGCUUUUCUCGCAAGCUUGGUAGGCUGGUUUCCCCAAAGUUGUCAAAUCACAUUGACAAAACCAAAUGGAAUCAUGCUGCGUAAUGAUGAACCGUUCACCAUGCCAGCGAAAGGGAGGUGAUAUUUGACGCUUGGGGUGUAGAGGCGUAGAAUAUUGAGUAAUCAAUCACUGGAUUUGCCAUUUGGUUUCACCAAUGAGUUGAAUUAACAAAAAUUGCACUAACGUCCAAAUACAUCUGCUCGUGGAAAAUGUGAAAUGAUUUUUACAAGCAUUUGCUUGACCGGCAGAAAAGACUACCACCACCCCGUCCUUAUGUUUGGCUUAUUUUGUUGAUUUUGUUAAUGGGGUUGGGAUUGUAAAAGGAAAUAUACUUAACUGAUCAAAUGUGUUUGAGACACAAUCCUAGAACUGUAAGAAUUGUCACCAAAAAAUAAAUUAUUUUGAUUUGGCUUCAAUGUGUUCCUUCUUGGUCUUCCUGUUCAAAGAUUACUAUCGCCACAAAAUUGAUGAUUCAGGUUUUUUUGUUUAUUGUAUUUGACCAAUUACAUUAUAACGUUCAUUAACAAAUGUUUUCCCACCUGAUUCAACCAUUUCCCAACUCGUGAAAUUAUUUUCGUAUGCUUGUGUAAGCAAAUGACAGUAUGAGUGUAUAGUAAGUUGAGGGAGUGUAUGUAAGCACUUUUACUGAUCAUUUCAAGUGUAAGAAAAAGGCCAAAUGUUAAAUGUACGGUGACAUUCAUGGAAAAAGUAUGUAUCCCAUUCUCAAUGUUCUUUAAUUUGUAGUUU
This is a messenger RNA of Corythoichthys intestinalis (scribbled pipefish), 4690 nucleotides long. It is a transcript of the gene larp4aa, whose product is annotated as La ribonucleoprotein 4Aa. Lineage: Eukaryota; Metazoa; Chordata; Actinopteri; Syngnathiformes; Syngnathidae. Gene Ontology annotation, biological process: positive regulation of translation. Gene Ontology annotation, molecular function: mRNA 3'-UTR binding. Gene Ontology annotation, cellular component: cytosol; cytoplasmic stress granule. The record is from RefSeq and is a predicted model, not a curated record. The transcript is spliced from 17 exons. The coding region runs from base 444 to 2828 and encodes 794 amino acids.